This is a messenger RNA of Bipolaris sorokiniana ND90Pr, 630 nucleotides long. RefSeq lists its product as uncharacterized. The record is from RefSeq and is a predicted model, not a curated record. Bases 1 to 438 code for a protein of 145 amino acids. Lineage: Eukaryota; Fungi; Ascomycota; Dothideomycetes; Pleosporales; Pleosporaceae. The transcript has 3 exons.
AUGUGGUAUAUCUCUGUGGGUUUUAUACACGACAAGUCAUUUACUUGGAACCUUAAACUCGCUUCCUCUACUACAAUCCAGCUCAAGUUCAAUGCAAUUGGCCUUUUGGCUAUUCUACCGUCGCUGACGUCCGCUAUGCCUAUAGACCAAGCCAGUGGUGCAGUCCUGGGUGAACGUGCCGUCUCAAAGCUAGAGGCGAGGCAGGUGCAGUAUAGCUGUCAAAUUGUUCCAGCGAACCAAGUGGGGAGAUGCCGGAAUGCGAUUGCGGACCUAAGGAGGCGCGAGCUUAGGGGAUGCGAUGUCUUUGCUUGCAUUAGCGCCGGUGUUAGUUCCGCUGCUUCUUGUGCGGCUGCGGCUGCGGCUGCGGAGGGGGGCUUGAAUAAGAUACUAUCUAGCUCAUUGAAAAUCCAAAUUAACACCUUCAGAUGCCCUUACUGACUUGGCCUGUAUUGGAUCUGUUCUCUGUAUCGAGAGUGCAUGCAGAGGUUGCAACCCUCCUUGAUCGAUUGACGAUUUUAUCCAAAAGUUCACAGCACUCACCCAGCUGUCAAGAAAGUAGGCUCUUCUUUGUCAACAUGUUACGAUUGCAACUAAGAAACCAUUCCAUAACUUGUAUAUAGUAGUAAUCCG